UUGGGCUGUCUCUAUAGUUUACUCCAACACCAUAGACUUGUAGCUCAGUGAUAGCACCCAGCCUUAACCGAUGCUUUAAGAAGAUGCUUGCCUUGGAUGUCAGUACCAGACGUGACUCCCCUGCAGCCGACACCACUUCAGACUCGAGCGAAUUCUCCAACAACCCAACAACACCAUGCGCAUGUCAGCAGACGACCAGCGGAGUGGAUAACCAGACGCUCGAGUCUAAACACGUGCAUCAGGUGUAUGCGGUAAUAGCCCCUAAAUGUAACCACAUCAAGCAGAUGGCUUGGCCUAAAGUCUGUCGUUUUUUACAAGGUUUACAGUACGGGGCACUGGUGGCCGAUGUAGGAUGUGGCAGUGGUCGAUAUCUAAACGUCAACUCGCCCCUGUACAGCGUGGGUUCAGACGUCUGCCUGCCCUUCUUGGAACAGGCCAGGGCCGGAGGUCACGAGGUCACCGCGGCAGACAACUUACGUUUGCCGUACCGAGAUGGCGUUUUCGACGCGGUGUAUUCAGUUGGGGUCAUUCAUCACUUCUCCUCACUAGAGAGAAGAAUCCAAGCAUUGAAAGAACUUUCUAGAAUUCUCUCGUCCAAUGGACAGCUCUUGAUUUACGUUUGGGCCUUCGAACAGAAAUACAGAAAGUUUGAGAGUCAAGACAUCCUCAUUCCCUGGAAAAAGCCGAAGUCAAAUGGACUAAAUAGAACAGUCGCCAAUAUGUAUGGGCAGGUUAUUGGUGCUCCUGCGUAUCAAGAAAGUCAGUCACUACCUAGACAAGAGUAUGUCAACACUGGAGUAUCAUCCAAAAUGAAAGUGCGCAACCCUGCGAAUCGUCUAUAUACUCAACAAACGUGCGAUCUUCCGCCGGAAAGUGGAUACAAUAUAACGGAUUGUACAAACAAUGGGACGGACGACAGUAGCGAUCUUCAGGAAGGUGUGGGUCUACAAUCAUGUCGUGUUCGUAAGCUGGGACACCCAACGAACUUCAGCAAUAUGCUCAUAUCAGAUUGCCGCAAAUUGGGGAGAAUGCUCCGCAGUUUAUCGCAGAAAUCAAACUCCCAAAGCGAUGAAGAACCAACGGAGCAACUAAACCAAACAUAUAAUCUCAGUCCCAAUUUCCAAAACAUUCCCGAAGCUCAGAAGAGAAACCUGAGACAAAAAUACUCUCCGAGAUCUCGACGGCGAAAACGUGAUGUAAACACCACCGAGAAUUGUGUAUCAAACGGGAUGGGGGACUCUUUAACAAACGGUAUUGGGGAUGAGAUUCGGUCUUCGAUUUCAUCACAGUGUAGUAGAGCGAGCAGCACCGCUUCUGAAGAUUACUCUGAGGCGUCACACACGUCUUAUGAGAUAACCUCCCGUUUGUGGUCGGAGAGUGAGACUUCUGAACAACCACAAAGUGAUCGGCUACAACAGCCACCAGACCGGACGGAGGAGACACCGGAAAUAUGUGAACUUAUACCGGAAUCUGUGCCUGAUCAAGCGCUUACGGCAUCGCAUGUCAAAACGACAUUUCCGGAAAAUGUUAAAAAUAUGCUUCGAAAAUUGACGCACAGUUUUCACCCAAAUAAAAAACAACCGCAAGCGGAAUCAACAGUUAUCAAAGAAGAUAAUAACAGUAAUAUAAAACAAGAAUGUGAUUCGAAAAUACCUGUAAGUUUAAUUGAUUCUUUAAAAACUAGGAAAACGGAAUUAAAACAGGCGGACGAAAAGAUGAAUCUCUCCGACGCUAUGACGUUGCUAGGAGACGGUGUACCGGAAGAUCUAAUCCUAGAUCAACUGGAUUUCACGGCUAGGCUUGUCUUUCACCAGAUGAAACAAACAAACUUCGCCAUUCGGAAAUUUCCGCUCAGCAGUGUUGACAAUCUUGAUGAAAACAACGCUAGAUCAGCGCCACCUGUACAUCCGCCAGCUGUUACGUCAUGUCCGCCUCAGGAUAUAUUUGAAGCUUCUGCUCCAUUCAACGAUAUCAAGCAAAAAAUUGAAAUGAAUUAUAACGGAAAUAAACAAUGGACUAACAAAAAGAUCGAAGAUAAUACACACAUUGUGUCAAUGUUCGAUCCUCUUAGGGACCAGUACAAGUUAAAUGGUGACAUUAAAAAACAUAGUCCCAUCCCUAAAACUGUUGUUACCAGUCGCUAUCCUUUUAGGAAAGUAUCCAAAAAUGUAUCGGCCAGUGAUUCAUUUACAAGCAGCAACGUGUCUAACAUCGACUUGACUAGUGACUCUCAGACAAGCGUCCACGUCCCCAACACCACCUUGACCAAUGACUCCCAAACAAGCAGCCAACUCUCCACCACCGACGCGACCAGUAACGCUAAGACGUCAAACAGCCGCGUCACAAGCGACUCGACCAGUGACUCCACGACCAGCGGCAGCUCAUCCAGCACAGACGCCUCCAGCGAAGACUCUGACUCCACCGAGGACUCCGACUCCACCGAGGUCUCCGACUCCACCGAGACCUCUUACGCCACCGAAUCUGAAGUCAGUACUAGCAACCGACCCGUAUACAAAACGGCCGCCUUAAAACAUUCCUCAAAACUUUACCUCAACCCAUCCUUGCUCGGCGGCUACACCAACCCAACAAACACCCACGAAUCCCCGUUUACAAAAAAACAUCACCACCCUGGAAACCAUCCUGUACACUAUCAUAAUAAAAUUUUAAAUUCACGUUUGGAACAAUUUACCGCGCCGGAAAAAGAAACGAGGUCUCGCCGCCGCAACAGAAACUCAAACGUCAACCACUCCAGCAUUAUGAAAGGUAUACUAAUGGGCAACACGACUGAUGUGGGAUCCAACCCUACCACAAACCACAUCAAAUCAACAAACACGCCAUCAAACAGAAGUACCGCACCUGAUAAACAGAGGAAUAAAAUAAAAAAGAAAAAGCCCACUAAUAAAUUGCAUUUAAACGAAACAAAAGACGCUUUAGCAGAAGGGGCAGAUAACUCCUUGAGCCGCUAUUAUCACGUCUUUAAACAAGGCGAGCUCGAGGGUCUUAUCAACGGGCAUGUGCCGUCUCUAGAGAUCACAAAGUCGUUCUACGAUCACGCCAACUGGUGUGUCAUUGCUAAAAAGUUGGCGCAGUGACAGAAUGACACGGGUAGAAUGUUCAAGGAUAUC
Physella acuta is the source of this 3125-nucleotide messenger RNA. Its product is annotated as serine-rich adhesin for platelets-like. The record is from RefSeq and is a predicted model, not a curated record. Lineage: Eukaryota; Metazoa; Mollusca; Gastropoda; Physidae. Gene Ontology annotation, biological process: tRNA methylation; tRNA wobble uridine modification. Gene Ontology annotation, molecular function: tRNA binding; S-adenosylmethionine-dependent methyltransferase activity; tRNA (5-carboxymethyluridine(34)-5-O)-methyltransferase activity. Gene Ontology annotation, cellular component: nucleus; cytoplasm.